GGGAGCUAGGUGUCCCGGAGACCGAGUUGACAGAGUGGAGACACGUGACAGUCAGAGCAUCACGUUCUAAGGUCCAAGAGGCUGGGACCGGGCCAGUCACGUGACGCGGGGGGGGCGCCAUGGGGUGAUGUGAGAUGCUGGGUCCCUAGAUUACGUACCAAUGACGCAUUUCCACCUCUUUUGGCAACUAGAUUUCCGUUGGAAGAUGCGAUAGUUCCGGCAAAGGGGGCGGGUUCUCACGUCCUGGCAAUUUUGCUUCCGUUCGGGGAGCUGGCGCUUCCGACCUCCGCCUUUCCCUCGGGCGGGGAAGGGACGCGGUGCGGUGCGCAUGCUCCAGUCAUCCCAGAGGGGGCGGGGCUGAAGCUACGGGAGCGGGAGGGGGGUAAGAAAAGGGAGUUCCAACCUGUGGAAACUUGGGGGUCCCCGAGGUCGGCUCCUUGUCCUCGACGGUGGAUGGUGUCAGGGAUAGAGCCUCUGGCGGCUCGUGGGGGGCGGUUAGGGGUCCACAGGGUGAGGGCAGAGAGAAGUGUCAAGAGAGUGAGUGGGGUACAGGAGUUCCAAACUUAGAAUCUCGAGGCCCUCUGGGCUCCCGCGCCGGGGAGAGGGAGCUCGGGCCGCCAUGCGGGACAGGACCCACGAACUGAGACAGGGAGAUGACAGCUCUGACGAUGAGGACAAGGAGAGGGUCGCGCUGGUGGUACACCCGGGCACGGCACGGCUGGGCAGCCCAGACGAUGAGUUCUUCCAGAAGGUCCGGACAAUUCGGCAGACUAUUGUCAAGCUGGAGAAUAAGGUCCGAGAGUUGGAGAAGCAGCAGGUCACCAUCCUGGCCACGCCCCUUCCCGAGGAAAGCAUGAAGCAGGACCUGCAGAACCUGCGUGACGAGAUCAAACAGCUGGGGAGGGACAUCCGCGCAGAGCUCAAGGCCAUAGAGCCCCAGAAGGAGGAAGCCGAUGAGAAUUAUAACUCGGUCAACACAAGAAUGAGAAAAACCCAGCAUGGGGUCCUGUCCCAGCAAUUCGUGGAGCUCAUCAACAAGUGCAACUCCAUGCAGUCCGAGUACCGGGAGAAGAACGUGGAGCGGAUCCGGAGGCAGCUGAAGAUCACAAAUGCUGGCAUGGUGUCUGACGAGGAGCUGGAGCAGAUGCUGGACAGCGGGCAGAGCGAGGUGUUUGUGUCCAACAUACUGAAGGACACACAGGUGACUCGACAGGCUCUAAAUGAGAUCUCGGCCCGGCACAGCGAGAUCCAGCAGCUCGAGCGCAGUAUCCGUGAACUUCAUGAGAUCUUCACUUUUCUGGCUACGGAGGUGGAGAUGCAGGGGGAGAUGAUCAACCGAAUCGAGAAGAACAUUCUGAGCUCAGCAGACUAUGUGGAACGUGGGCAGGAACACGUCAAGAUGGCCCUGGAGAACCAGAAGAAGGCAAGGAAGAAGAAAGUCUUUAUCGCCAUCUGUUUGUCCGUCACUCUCCUUAUCCUGGUGGUCAUCAUUAGCGUCUCCAUUCUGGUGUGACAGCAUCGUGGAUUCUCGGCGCUAAGAGCACCAGGGACCCAGGGGCUGCCUUCCCUCCCCGAAGCCAGGGGUGGGCAGGACAGAGCCUCCAGCCCGACCCCUUCCUCACACUGGCCAGAGGGGCAGACGGUUCUUCCAGGGCCGGCAGCCACUCAUCCAUGGGGCCUCCCCCCCUUGGGCCACCAUGCCUGGGGGCAGGCCUGCCGUGUCCUCUUUGGCUGGGACCCGUGGUUUUGUAAGAAAUUAAAAAAAAAAAAAAAAAAGUU
This is a messenger RNA of Sus scrofa (pig), 1779 nucleotides long. RefSeq names its product syntaxin 4 (gene STX4). The record is from RefSeq and is a predicted model, not a curated record. Gene Ontology annotation, cellular component: endomembrane system; SNARE complex; plasma membrane. NCBI's taxonomy places the organism in Eukaryota, Metazoa, Chordata, Mammalia, Artiodactyla, Suidae. Gene Ontology annotation, biological process: vesicle fusion; intracellular protein transport; exocytosis. Gene Ontology annotation, molecular function: SNARE binding; SNAP receptor activity.